Micromonas pusilla CCMP1545 is the source of this 1032-nucleotide messenger RNA. RefSeq lists its product as uncharacterized. The coding region runs from base 1 to 1032 and encodes 343 amino acids. The record is from RefSeq and is a predicted model, not a curated record. The transcript has a single exon. Lineage: Eukaryota; Viridiplantae; Chlorophyta; Mamiellophyceae; Mamiellales; Mamiellaceae.
AUGACUCACAACGCGACGCACGACGCGUCCAACGCGCAGCCGCUGAGGGAGAACGUGAACCGGAGACGGAGGAACCGGAAGAAGCCGUCGCACGGGAAGGAUCACGCCGAUCGCGCGAACGUCGUCGUCUCCGUGCCCGCGGACGCGGUCGCGGACGACGCGCACGAUCUGCGCGAAAACCUGAAGAAGACGACGGACUUACGAGACGACCUGCUGCGCCAGCGCGCGGAGAAGGAGCACGAGCGCGCGCGAGCGCGCGCGCAGGAGCGAACGCGCCCGCAGCCAAAGUCGGGAGAAGCGUCGCAUCAGACGCCGCGAGCGAAGACGCAGAACAAGAAGGGCCGCAACACGCAGGACUUCUCCCCGAGCCUCGCGCCGCCCGGCUUAAAACUCGUCGUGGGCGACGCCGCCGCGAAGACCUUGGGGCGGAAGAUGCACGGACGCCACGUGACGUACGUCCCGAACUUCUUCUGCGCCGAGGCGGACGAGAGCGCGCACGCGACGCUUCUCGAGGAGGUCUCCGCCGCGGGGUCCAGCGAGAUGUGGAUCCCGUGGCACGAGAAGAGCCACUUCAUCGCGAACGAUCGCGACCGGCACGGGAAGUGGAAGCAAGACUCGCCGAUGUUCACCGCGGUCGUGGAGAAGAUCGCGGCGUACUUUCAGAUGGACGUGAAGGCGACGCGGUUCAACUUGUAUCGCGACGAGGAGGAGUGGAAGCCGUACCACCACGACGCCGCGGCGGUGAAGAAGGACAAGGCUAGGACGCAGAAUUGCACGAUCGCGGUGUCGUUCGGCGCGACGAGGGACGUCGCGUUCGAGCACGCCAAGACGGGCACGACGGUGUUCCUCCCUCAGACCAACGGCAGCUGCUACGCGUUCGGCCACGACGUCAACGUGGAGUGGCGGCACGGCGUCCCUCAGGUCCCGGAGGGCCUUCGACGCGCGGAGGGGGAAAAAUGCGCGCGGGUGUCGAUCAUCGCGUGGGGGUGGGUCGACCAAGACCGCGACGACGUGAGCUCGUUCGCGAACUGA